UAAAAUUACAAACUUAUUUGCGCCUAACUCAGGUACGUCUUCUAAUAGUACAGUAAAUGGUAUUAAUAAUACCUCAUCAAUUGGUAUUCGAUUUAUUAGAAACUUAGUUACCAAUUUAGUGAAUAAUGGAAUUGGAACUACAGCUAUAGUUUCUGGAUAUACUACAUCUUCAUCAGGAGCGGAUUCAUUAAUCAAUAAUAUGUUUACAAAUAUCUUAGGAACCGAAAAUAACGCAAAUGGAAUUUUAGGAUAUUCUGCUACGAGUAAUGCUAAUCACAUAAUAUGGAAUAAUACAUUUUAUAUGCCAAACUUAGCUUCACAAAGAACUAAUUUUGGAGCUACAGGAAUUAUGUUUCCUAGUAAUUUAGGUCUUAUUGAUGUAAGAAAUAAUAUCAUUCAUUUAGAUAAUGCUGCUUCUAACGCAGGUCCAUUGGGAACGGGUACGUAUGCUGCCUUGAGAAAUGCAACUAAUGCAACAGCAGGGGUAGCACCUACCAAUCUUAACGCAGUGAAUAAUAUUUAUUUUACACCUAAUAUUACUAAUUCAUUUUUAUA
Mitosporidium daphniae is the source of this 555-nucleotide messenger RNA. RefSeq lists its product as uncharacterized. NCBI's taxonomy places the organism in Eukaryota, Fungi, Microsporidia. The record is from RefSeq and is a predicted model, not a curated record. The annotation marks the transcript as partial. The transcript has a single exon.